AUGGGCGCUCAGUACUGCUCCUGGUUGCUGCGCUUCCUCCUGCCGUCGCUGUGGGAGGCGGAGGUCGCCAUUUCCGCCGCGGCGCUCCUCGCCACCGUGGCGCUCCUCGUCGUCCUCGACCAGACUGCGUCGAGCACGAGCGCCACCUCCUCCCCGCCUUCUUCAGCAGCUGAAGCCUGCGGCCGGGACAGCCGAUGCCGGAGACAGAGGCGGAGCCGCCGCGCAAAGAGAAGCAACAAGGCGGCCGCCGAGCCCGGACUCGCCAGCGAGAUUGAAAUCGUGGCUGACAGCUCUCCCUCUCGGGGCACCACCACCGUGUACGUGAUCAAGGUGGAGCUUGUGUCCGCCAAGUACCUGAUCGGCGCCAACCUGAACGGGACCUCCGAACCUUACGCCGUAAUCUCCCUCGGCGACCAGAAGCGCUUCAGCUCCAUGGUGCCUAGCCCGAGAAAUCCUGUGUGGGGCGAGGAAUUCAACUUCCUGGCCGGAGAGCUACCAGCCGAGGUAACCAUAACAAUAUAUGACUGGGACAAUGUAUGCAAAUGCAAAGUUAUCGGAUCUGUAACUUUAGCUAUUCUCGGCAAAGACGAAACAGGAGCUACUUGGUACGACCUGGACAGCAGAUCUGGUCAGAUCUGCUUGCGCAUUAGCUCAGUGGAGGUGCUUCCGACUUCUGAUAGCUUCUUUAAGCAAUAUACUGAAACUAACUCCCAUAGAAAGAUGCUACUCAAUAAGCAACGGUUGGCGAGGAUUGAAGACAGUGGUCUUCUGCAAGCUAUAACCGAAUUUCCUCAUAAUGAAAUUGUUCACCACAGUUAUUCGUGUGCUCUGGAAAGGUCCUUCUUGCACUGUGGGCGUAUGUGCAUCUCCUCAUGGCAUCUCUGCUUCCACUCUAACGUAUUCGCCAAGCAAUUGAAUGUGAUUAUUCCAUUACAAGACAUAUAUGAGAUAAGGAGGAGCCAGCAUUCCCUUAUAAACCCAGCUAUUACUAUAUUUCUUCAUACCGGUGCAGGUGGUCAUGGAGCACCUACACUGUGCUGCCAAAAUGGAAGCAUCAGGUACAAGUUCACAUCCUUCUGGAACAGAAACCGUACAUUUCGAGCUCUAGAGGCAGCAUUACAGAGUUACCGAGCAACCUUGGAUGCUGAAAAGCAGGUGAGAUCACAUUUGCUUCCUAAAGCAGAAAGUAUGAAUGUUAUUAGCAGCAGAACAGACAGCAUAAAGACAGAGGACAGAAGCAUUGAACUGGCUAUCACAUACCAACCAUUCAUCAAUGAACAUGUUCUUGUAGAUGUAACCAGUGAUACCUUCCCUGGUACAGCUAAGAAGUUUUUCACUGUGAUACUAGGUGACAAUGCAAUGUUUUUUCAGCAGUACCGAGAUGCACGAAAAGAUACAGAUUUAAAGCUGAGUAAGUGGCAUGUCUCAGAUGUGUACGGUGGAAAUUUCCGGGAAGUAACUUUCAGGUCGCUGUGCAACAGUCCUCUGUGUCCUCCGGACACUGCGGUAACAGAAUUGCAGCAUGCUUCUUUCUCGAAGGACAAAAGAAACUUGAUCUAUGAAACAAAGCAGCAGGCACACGAUGUCCCAUUUGGCUCUUACUUUGAGAUCCACUGCAGGUGGUCUCUAAGAACGACCUCUAGUUCAACAUGUCAAGUGGAUAUAAAGAUUGGUGUCAACAUGAAGAAAUGGUGCAUUUUGCAAUCAAAAAUAAAAUCAGGAGCAACUGACGAGUACAGGAGAGAAGUUUGCAAGAUUUUGGAGGCUGCCAGUGAUUAUACCCUCAGAGCCGAGUCAAAUGGCCCAGCAAGUGACGAUACUGUGGCGAUAUCCUCGGCAUAA
Messenger RNA from Lolium rigidum, 1842 nucleotides. Its product is annotated as BAG-associated GRAM protein 1-like. Bases 1 to 1842 code for a protein of 613 amino acids. The record is from RefSeq and is a predicted model, not a curated record. The transcript has 17 exons. Lineage: Eukaryota; Viridiplantae; Streptophyta; Magnoliopsida; Poales; Poaceae.